This is a messenger RNA of Perkinsus marinus ATCC 50983, 1429 nucleotides long. Its product is annotated as 10 transmembrane domain, possible aa transporter, putative. The transcript has 2 exons. The coding region runs from base 1 to 1347 and encodes 448 amino acids. Gene Ontology annotation, molecular function: amino acid transmembrane transporter activity. The record is from RefSeq and is a predicted model, not a curated record. Gene Ontology annotation, biological process: amino acid transmembrane transport. Lineage: Eukaryota; Perkinsozoa; Perkinsida; Perkinsidae.
AUGCCGAAGUCGGGUCCGGCGGCUUUCGCGGGUGGACUAGAGUCGCCUAUUGCAGAGAAGGGCUACGAAACGACACGAGAGAGACCUCAAUGGAACUGUUUGGUUGACCUUUUGCCAGCCGGCUCAGAAACGGCUGCUGUGUUCAAUGUGAUGAAGGCUACGUUGGGAGCGGGAAUUUUAUCUCUGCCGUUUACUAUGCUCUCUGCUGGGCUUGCUCUUGGGCUUAUUCUUCUCACUGUUAUGGCUGGGUUGUCUGUUCUUUCAGUGGGACUAAUCGUGAGGGUGGUACAUAAGAGCGGCCGAGAUACGUAUGAGGAAGUAGUUGAUCUCCUUUUUGGUCGAGGAUGGGGAUUCCUCUAUCAGUUGGCGAUGUUUGUCUUCUGCUUCGGCACAAGCGCGGUGUAUAUAGUUACUAUCUACGACAUUGUAAGUCCUGUUACAAUUCAUGCCUUCGGGAAAGAUCCUGAGGUGUGGUAUGCAAUAGUUUUGACAAACAGGAUGUACUUCAGUGUGUUGAUAACAGUGAUAGUACUGCUCCCUGUGUCGUUAAUGAAGACUAUUAAUUCUAUUCGUUAUCUAACUCUCACCGGUUCCCUCUGUGCAUGUUUUCUAGCAAUAACAUCACUGUACGUGGUGAUACGCUACGGUGCGGCCACGACUUUCACUUCGGACAUGCUAUGGAAGCCUUUGAACGUGUCGUCACUUGUGAGUGCAUUCAACACGUACUUAUUCGCCUUUGCAAAUCAGCCUAAUAUCCCUGAGAUUUUUACCGAACUUUCUACUCCUACACCCCGCACUAUGCGCAAGGUUACACUCAUUAGCAUAUUCUCGGUCCUGCUACUCUACGCCGUGGAAGGAUGUCCAUUCCUCGUUGCCUAUGGUACGAAUACAAAGUCCAACAUCCUCAUCAGUCUCGGUGAUAGAUUGAAUGAAGGCGACUUGGUGGUCGCUGUAGCAUUUCUGAUGACGGCAGUGACGGUCGUGAGUUCAUUUCCUCUGAAUAUCUACCCUGUAAGAAUCACCAUUUUACACUCCCUACGGCCAGAGAGGAAUAAGACUGUGAUUGGCAUGGUUGUUUCUACUCUAACUGUCGGCUUAGCUCUCUGUGUUGCUAUUAUUCUACCCGAUGUCAACAUUAUUCUGGGCGUGGUUGGAGCUAUGGCCGGCUCAGUGAUAUGUUUUCUAACUCCGGCAGCACUGAAUAUGAAACUCGACAGGGGAGAUGUUUUUGUUAGAGACAGAAUAUAUUAUUGCUUUAUGAUCACUAUAGGACUUGUGGCCUUUCUAAUGGGGACGUGUAUAGCGAUUUUGGACGCUCUCAAGUUCUAUAGACAGCGCACUCUCUAAUGCAAAUAAUAAAGACGUACUCAACGGCAUCGACUUUGCCUUGUUCUUCUGGUAGAUUGAACCGAUUCAUCGUUUACNNNNU